Dipodomys spectabilis (banner-tailed kangaroo rat) is the source of this 3423-nucleotide messenger RNA. It is a transcript of the gene Zfr2, whose product is annotated as zinc finger RNA binding protein 2. The transcript is spliced from 17 exons. Gene Ontology annotation, molecular function: double-stranded RNA binding; zinc ion binding; single-stranded RNA binding. The record is from RefSeq and is a predicted model, not a curated record. Bases 179 to 2521 code for a protein of 780 amino acids. Lineage: Eukaryota; Metazoa; Chordata; Mammalia; Rodentia; Heteromyidae. Gene Ontology annotation, cellular component: precatalytic spliceosome.
CGUGGCCAGUCCUGCUGCAGGAGCCGCGCCUCCGGACGGCGCCCAGUGGUGCCAGCGGCCGGAGGGAAGGCACCACCCACAGCCGCGCUGGGGCGGGUGCAGAUUUUCUGGUGGCGCAUUGCAGAUGCAAAAACAAACCAGGGGCAAAUAAAUAAGACGAUUACAGCUUGGGACAGCCAUGUCCAGCCGGAAGUACAAGGACAGACCGGACGACCAGCCUGGUGUCCGUGGAGACCCGUACUGCCAGCCAGGACCCAGCCAUCGGAGCCACGAGGCACCCAUGUACCCGUCAACUAGCUCCCACCAGUCUCCGCUGGCGCGCCCUAAGACGCAGCCCCCAUCACCCCCAGGACCCUCUCGGCGGCCGCCUCCUCCACCAGCACGUCCCGGCUCAGCCCCAUGGAACGGCUCGAGAAACGGAGGUGUCCGGGACAACACCAACCGCAGCUUCAACGAGAAGCCGCCCUUCCCAAACAGGGGACCGAAGGCCAGCACGGGCCCCAGGCCGGCACCGCUGCACUACUGCGAAGUCUGCAAGAUCAGCUGCGGGGGGCUCCAGACCUACCGGGACCACCUGGAAGGACAGAGGCACCGGAAGAAGGAGGCGGCCCAGAGGGCGGGCGCCCAGUCCAGCGGCGCUGUGCAGGGCCAGCUGCACUGUGACCUGUGCUCUGUGUCCUGCACCGGGGCGGACGCCUACGCCGCCCACAUCCGGGGAGCUAAGCACAAGAAGGUCUACAAGCUGCACACCAGGCUGGGGAAGCCGAUUCCCACCAUUGAGCCCGUGCCAAGGAACUCCACCUCCACCCGUGAACUGGGCGCCCCUGGUGAAGCCCACUCCAGCGGGCUCAAUCCCAGCAGGCCAGCCAGGGGCCAGGCACCCCGGCACAACGGAUCUUCUGAAUCGCACUCCCAGGCGGGGAGACCUAACGUGGAGAGACCCAAUGCGGAGAGACCCAAUGCGGAGAGACCCAAUGCAGGUCGAGGGGGCCAUGCCGAGCCUGCCCCGAGGGACUGCUGGGAGGCAGAGCCAGUGGGCACCGACUUCGUGGAGGAGGUGUGCAAUGAUGAAGGGAAGUUGAUUCGCUUCCGCUGCAAGCUGUGCGAAUGCAACUUCAACGAUCUCAAUGCCAAGGACAUGCAUGUGACCGGGCGGCGCCACCGGCUGCAGUACAGGAGGAAAGUGGACCCCAGCCUUCCCAUCGCCUCGGGGCCCAACGUCCGCCUGCAGAAGGCGCUGGCCGAGCAGCUGCACCGGCAGAGGCAGGUGACCCAGAAGAAGCUGGAGGACAUGCGACAGCGCUGGCGCAUGGACCUGAGGGAUCAUGAAGAGCGCUGCAAGCGGGCGGAGGAGCCGCAGCCCCCGGAGCAGGAGCUGCCCGCCGCGGCACCGUCCUGGGCCCCGGGGCCCAGUACCAGCAGCCAGGCCACGCCCUCAGCCCCACGUCAGCCCAAGCGCCGGCCGGAGUCCAGUGAUGACCGCCACGUCAUGGGCAAGCACGCCACUAUCUACCCCACGGAGGAGGAACUGGAAGCCAUCCAGAAGACCGUGUCCCACGUGGAACGGGCCCUCCGCAUGGUGUCUGACAUGCUAGCUGAGGAGGAGCAGGAGAGGGCAGAGGAGGAGGGCUAUGAACACAGCGGCCCUCGGGCCCUGAAAGGCGUCAUGCGUGUCGGCAUCCUGGCGAAAGGCCUCGUCCUUCGGGGGGACCGGAGCGUGAAGCUGGCCCUUCUCUGCUCCCAGAAGCCCACGCGUGCCCUGGUGCAGGAGAUCGCAGAGAGGCUGCCUGAGCAGCUCCUGAUUUUGGCCGAGGACAAGUACGAGAUUUCCUCUGACCCGGAAGACAAUGUGGUCAUCUCCUCCUGCGAGGAGCCCAGGAUACAAGUCACCGUGUCCAUCACUUCGACCCUGAUGCGUGAAGACCCUUCUGCCAACCAAGAAGGAGUGGAGGAUCCUCAGGAUGAGCCGGACGACAUCCUGAGUCAGGAGAGAUGCCUGGAGUCUCUGGCUGCCCUCCGCCACGCCAAGUGGUUCCAGGCCAGAGCCAGCGGCCUGCAGCCCUGUGUCAUCGUCAUCCGCGUCCUGCGGGACCUGUGCCGGCGCUUGCCCACCUGGGCAGCCCUGCCAGCCUGGGCCAUGGAACUGCUGGUGGAGAAGGCCCUGAGCAGCGCCGCCAAGCCCCUGAGCCCUGGGGACGCCGUGCGGCGGGUCCUGGAAUGUGUGGCCACAGGCACGCUCCUGCCAGGUGGGCCGGGGAUCCAGGACCCCUGUGAGAAAGACCAGACGGACGCCCUGGAGUCCAUGACUCCCCAGCAGCGGGAAGAUGUGACGGCCAGUGCCCAGCACGCCCUGCGCAUGGUGGCAUUCCGGCAGAUCCACAAGGUGCUGGGCAUGGACCGCCUGCCAGCCCGAAGCCGGCUGGGGGCACGCGGGCGGAAGAGGCCAAGAGAGGCGGUGCAGGCCCCGGGCGUCUCCGGUGAGAGGAAGCGGGGCCGGAAGGGGGGCGAGGGGCCUGUGUGAGCCCCGCCCGCCCUCGGCGGCUUUGGCGCGUCUCCACCCAGGCAGCCGGGCACACGGGUGUGCCCGCCACCUGCCUCCGCCCCCCACCCCCCACCCCGGCAUCAAGUGGUGGCAUUGUCCUUCCAGUCGUGUUCUGUAGAUUCUUGUCACACAUUGUGCUUCACUUGCUAGAGAAGUCACGGCCCCCUCUCCCCCCCAGUACAAGGAACCACCCUUGGCCCUGUCCCCCCACCCCGCCAGGCAGCCCCCAACCUGCUACUUCCGCUGGCUUUCAACCCGCCCCGUGGUGUUCUGUGCAGUGUGUGGCCUCCCCCGUCCCCCCAGUUCUGCCUGCCCCUCAGACGAGACCCACAAGCCUGUCCUGAGCCCAGGGGCGUGGACGCAGGCCCUGGAGAGCAGAGAAGGGGCCUGGGGAGAGGUCCCCCAGGCCAGCGGCACGUGGGGACGCCAGCACGAGAGCACCCCGGGCAGGACACCCCUCACCCUCAGCCACUACCCCCCAAAAGUAAUGCUGGCUGUUCCCACCCCCAGUGCUGUGAUCCCCCACAGUGGAACCCCAGCCCGAGACCCCCUCCCCCCUUCCCCCCCACACACCUGAGUGCCUUCCGCAGAGAGGGCCACUCGGUGGUGGUGAGCUGUGCCGGGCUGGGGCAAGUGCACCCCACGUUCCCCCUCGCAGAAGCAGGGCCUGGCCCCCACCCCACCCGCCCCCCACCCCUCUUCUUCCUUCACAAUGACAUGGGAGAGAAGAGGCUUGGACCUCCAGCCCCCCAUGAGCAUUGACGCUGCUGACUCCAUUGCUCUGGACACAGGCUGGCUUUGCGUGUGGUGUUGCAUCUGGUCAUCUGUGUAAAGCCACCAGACAUGAAGGAAACACGGGGAAUAAAGGAGAGGCGCUUGUG